Messenger RNA from Anopheles coluzzii, 3148 nucleotides. Its product is annotated as (Lyso)-N-acylphosphatidylethanolamine lipase-like. Gene Ontology annotation, cellular component: lipid droplet. The coding region runs from base 651 to 1757 and encodes 368 amino acids. NCBI's taxonomy places the organism in Eukaryota, Metazoa, Arthropoda, Insecta, Diptera, Culicidae. The record is from RefSeq and is a predicted model, not a curated record. The transcript has 6 exons.
ACAUUUACCCCUCGCACACUGUCCAAAGUUGUUGCUUUUGCUUGCCUUGUUGUUGUUGUUGUUGUUGCUGGUCGCGAAAAAUCGCGAAAACGGAGAUCCAUCAAGCAACGACUACGACGGAGAAGGUGGAUUAAUAAUUAAGCCCUCGGUGGAGAAAGGGGCGGUAAUCGCGGGUACGGACAGUGCGCCCCCAACGACAGACAACGAGGUCCGACCGUCGCAUUAUCUCAUAUUCUCGCAAGUGGCAGAGGAGGCAUUCUCCCCACUGCAACAGGGACCCACCGGUAAAGCUAUGCUUGCGAUUCUCGGCGUAGCAGAAGGGCAACAAGCAUAGGAGAGAGAGCACACACAGCAUUUGGUCGACAUACGUUUGGCGCGAUUGCUUCCAUUACGGGCGGCGGUGUGUGUAAAUUAAGGCACAAAACGUUGCUCCAAAUGCGAUAAAGCGCGGUGGUUGUGUUGUCGCGCGCGCUCGUGUCCGUAUCAGCGUUCUUUUUUUUUGCUUUUUUGGUGGAGCGGAGAGUGUGCCCGAAAUUUUGCACAUCCCGGAUUUGUUUCUCGCUGGCAGUGGAUGUGCUGGUUUUUCGGUUUGUGAAUUUGUGAAUUUGUGAUUAGCAACAACAAGAGGAGAGAAAAUCAUCAACACAGCCAUGACGCGAACAAGAAGUUUGCCAUCGAAGACGAUGGAAGGGUGCGAAGACAAGCGGUCGGAGCAGAGGCUGUUGCACAAAUGGACCCGCUACUCCAGUGCCAAACUCGAGGAAGUGGAGGAAACGCUGCUGUCAGCCCUUCGGAAACCCUUUGAAAGUAUCUUCGUCGAAGUGGGUCAGUGUGUCGGGACGAACGAUAAGAUACGCACGGUGGCACUGAACCGGGAGUCGGAAAACAUUCCCGUCCUGCUGCUGCACGGACUCGGAGCGGGUGUGGGGCUGUGGGUGCUCAAUCUCGAUGCGAUUGCCGACCACCGGCCGAUGUACGCGAUCGACAUACUGGGGUUCGGUCGUAGCUCCCACCCGAAGUACGACGAGGAUCCGAUCGCGGCUGAGCGACAGUUUGUCGCCUCGAUCGAAGCCUGGCGGGUGGCGAUGGGGCUGGAGCGGAUGUACAUCUUGGGCCACUCGAUGGGUGGCUACCUUGCCUGCAGCUAUACGAUAACACAUCCCCAACGGGUGGCUGGUUUGAUUUUGGCCGACCCGUGGGGCUUCAUGGAGACACCGCCGAGGAUUAAGCGAAAGUACUGGAUCCGCAUCCUGUACCGCACUGCACGGAAGAUGAACUUUUACCCACUGACGGUGGUGCGCAUGGCCGGCCCGACUGCGGCCUGGAUUUUGAGCCGCCGGCGGACGGACAUUACUUCGCGUUUUGAAGGAAUCGUACCGGACGAGCGGAUUGUGGCGGACUAUCUGCAUCUUGUCAACGCUCAGAAACCUUCCGGCGAGACGGGUUUCUGUGCCAUACAGAAGAACUUCGGUUGGCCUAUCAACCCGAUGCUGAAGCGCAUCGACCAAAUUGAUCCCACCAUACCCAUGACAUUCAUAUACGGAUCCGAAUCUUGGAUCGACUUUGAAGCAGGCGAAGUGACAAAGCAGAAGCGUGCGGGAAGUUUCGUCCAAGUCAAGAUAAUCGAUAACGCUAGUCAUCAUCUGUACGCGGACUUCCCGGACAUAUUUAACCAGCACGUAAACGAAGCUUGCUUCACAUACGACAAACGUAUCAAUGCGCAAAGCAAAGUGACCGAGCUUGUAGCGGAAGAGUGAACCACCCCUCACACCACACCUUUUUCCCGUCCUUUUUUCCCCCUCGGGGUGUGCCACUCCUCCCGACGAAAUGCCUGCUUAGUGAUUUUAGUGCGACGAAUAAUGCCAUCAUUUUAAAAAAAAUGCCUCGAAAUAAUGUACCUCUUCUACUGCCAGCAAAACGUAACUGGACACAGCUGGACAAACACACACACAACGUCUCUGCACACAAAGUAACAAACACUAUCCUUAGAGUGGACAAAGACGCACAAAAGCAAGCAAUCCUGAAGAAAAAAGGAUAACAUGGGCAUACAUGGCACGGUUUGUAUGUGUGUGCGUGCGUCCCCACCAUGUGAACGGAUAAUGCUCUCCUACUAUAUACUCCACACGGUCGCGUGCAACGCAAAAAAAAGCAGUAUUUUCGAUAGACACGAGUGUGCGUUACGGCGAGCACAGGUAGCUAGCAAAACAGUGAUGCCAACAAACGUAUAUUACUAGAGCCUCCAAACACAUACUAACUAUAUGUUCCUUUUUUUGCGAGAAGAAAGUGCAUAACGAACCACCCAGGGCAUAGAGACUAUUGUUAAGCCAUUUUAAGCUUCCAAUUUAUAUUGUCCGGAUUAUAUUCCCUUCCAGUGGUUUUUUUGGGGCGAACCACGCGACACGGGUCAGUGCAACGAGCAUACAACACAACCAUCACCACCUCCUUCCUUCCGCCCCCGUUUUUCUCUUCCCUAAGAUCGUGUAUUCAUCCCAGAUGAAGUGAUAAUGUUAGUGGAACACACACACUGUUUAGUGUUUUAGUACAAUCUUUUGAAGCGAUAGAGAGAGCGAUAGAGAGAGAGAGAAUGCAUUUUAUAUUAUCUUCUGCACAGCAGCAGUUUUGUUACCAGUUGGCGGCGUGUAAGCAUUUUUGUUCGUAUUUUACACAUUAGAUUUUACCUAACAACGGUUGAGCAAUGACUAGCGUCUUAUGAACGAAAACAAAACAAAAGAGAAUAAAUAAUUGGCGACAAAAACAAAACAAAACAAAAGUACAGCAGUAUUACGAAUUAGUACAUUUUUAUGGAACAGAACUGAAACAAAGCGAGAUUUGGAAAGGUGUGCGUGUGUCUGUGUGAAUCUUAGUAUAGGGACAAGAAAUGGUAUUAUCUGUCUGUCCGAGAGACAGAACUAAUCAUACACCCAUCCGCUCGUUUGUUUGUUUGGAGCAGUGCUGGUUGAUGCUUUUCCUACAUCUUCCUUUAUUAGGCAGCAGGAGAUCAGGAAGUAAGACACAAACAUGGAACGACUUGUUAACUUUUCAUCUCGAAAUCGUGUUUACCCAUUUUAGAUUCAAAAACACAAAGUGUUCCCCAACACGCAUUCGGCAGCAUACGGUUUGAGAAUAAAUAUUUAUUGCGAGCUCCUAA